Condylostylus longicornis is the source of this 1308-nucleotide messenger RNA. RefSeq names its product probable serine/threonine-protein kinase clkA. The record is from RefSeq and is a predicted model, not a curated record. Gene Ontology annotation, biological process: maturation of SSU-rRNA. The transcript is spliced from 3 exons. Lineage: Eukaryota; Metazoa; Arthropoda; Insecta; Diptera; Dolichopodidae. Gene Ontology annotation, cellular component: 90S preribosome; nucleus. Bases 115 to 1167 code for a protein of 350 amino acids.
CCUCUAGUAGACAUUUAAGCUCAAAGAAUUUAAAAGCAACAACUUACAACAUGUGUUAAUAUUGAAAUUUUGUAGCUUGUACACUUUACUGCAUAUUAAAUAAAUAUAUAUGAAAUGUUUGAUAAGAGUGCUUUAAACAAUCACAUUACUUCUCAUAAAAAUUCAGUAAAGAAGGCCAAAGUAUCAGUCAUCAAUAAACUAGUGAGGAAAUGUCGAAAGUUGGAAAAAUUACAGAAAACUCCAUUGAAAAGUAAAGUAAAUCGCAAACUAGAGCGCAUUACAUCGACAAUUGCUGCUGUUAAAAAAUUGAAUUGCUUACAAAUCCUAAAAAAAGCAAUUUUAUUUGAAAAUGAUCCUAACAUUGUGAUAACAAAUGGAAAUGCUUCAGUUGAAAAUUUGGCGGAAAUGUUGGUUUUUUCCAACAAAAUUAUUCGGGAGAUUGUUGCUAGUUUAAAAGUUAAAUUUAAUUUAAAUAACAACAAUCCAAAUUGGAAAGAAUAUUUUCAGAAAGAACGUAAAAAAGCUAAGGCAAAAACAGUUUCAAUUUCAGAAAAUUUGUCAACAUCAAUGAAUGACUCAAAAAUCACAAAAAUAAGAGAAGAAAAUACAGAGAAACGAGAAGUUCAACAUAAGGUUAAUAACCUCUUUCCUGAAAACAAAAUAAUUAAAUUCCAUGACAAUACGAAGGGAACAGUAAAUGAGAAAAAUCUUGAUGAAAAAUUUAUAUCAAAACCAGAUCCCUUUUUCACUACAAAAAGUGGAGACAAUUACAUAUCGACAGUAUAUUUAGAUGAUAGAGAAGUAAGCGAAUAUAAAAAUGUAGAUAAUCCUUUUAGUAACCGAAAACAUUCUAAUGAUGUAAAAAAUAAAAAUUUUGAGGGAGAAAAUCAUUAUCAAUAUAAAAAUAGCAAAAAUUACAAUCGAAAUACUGCUAAACCUAAAACUUCGUUCGUCCAGGUUAGUGAAAAAGCAAAUAAAAAUAAAAUCAUUAGAUUUGAAGAAUUUGAGGAACCUUCAACAGAUAAAACAAAAUCGGACACUCCGGAAACGUGUGCAAAUGCAAAGAACAAUUCCAAACAUAAUUUGCAUCCUUCAUGGCAAGCGAAGCAAAAAAUCAAACCAGUAAUUCAAGAAUUUAAGGGACAAAAAUUAGUAUUUGAAGAUUGAAUCCGUUAGUUUGACAUUCACUUAAUAGAAUUUUUUAAAAACGGAAUGGCUUCUAAUUUAACAAUUUAUUUUUGUAUAAACUAAAAAAUCCAAAUUCAAUAUGAUGUACAAUAUAUGUAUCUACAUACACGCUUAUAAUAU